AUAUAUUUAAUUUCAAUCACUUCAGUCAAAUAAACAACCCAAUGUAUGGUUUAUAUUUAACCCAGCAAUAUAGUUAAUUUCAACCACUAGCUUGGGUCAAAUAAACAACCCAUCACUUGGGUUAAAAUUAUCAAACCCAGCACUUGGGUUAAAACAACCCAGCGCGUGUUCUGUCCCAUAGUGACCCAGCAGCUGGGUUACGGUUGGGUUAUUUUUUAACCCAGCAGUUUUAAGAGUGUACACCCUACCCCUACACCCUACCCCUCCGUUUGCGCGUUCACGCGAAGGGUCCGCCAUAUUGAGGGCUGGUCCAAAGCAAUCAGGGCGGAGGCAUAGUGGGUUAUAAAAGCCUCCGACAGCGAGUUUGCAUGGAUGCAGGCUUGAUAAUCUCACUCCACAGGUGUGCAACCGUUUUUCGGGCAUGGAGGAAACAACGUCAUACAAAUGUGAGUUCCAUGUGGUUAUUUUUUUAAACGAUAAAUAAUACGUUGCCUUAACUAAAACAUGCCUUUGUGAACAUGUAUUUAUAAAUCUACACGUGUUAAUUUGAUUUGCCAAGAUUACAUUAGAUUUUUAUUUUGAAGAUGUACAAAUCUAAAUCGGAAUCAAACUAACAACACAUGUGUCAAUUCAUGUAUCCAUUCACUUACGAAAUCGGUUUAAACUUAAGUGUGAUUUGUAAUUUCAGGGACUGUGGUAAAAACCAAGGCACUUAUUGCUUUAAGAAUGGAAAAGGAUGACCUGUUCUGCAAAAAACGCAAUGCUGCCAAAGAAGCAUGGGAGUCAAUCAUUAAGGAACUGGACCUUGGGCAAAAUGUGUCUCACAAACAGGCCGCCAAGAAAUGGGAGAACCUAAAAAAGAAAUACAAGGAACUUAAAAGGCCAAGGACUGGAACAGGGACUGAUCAGGGGGAAGAAACCCCUGCAACAUGGCCCUUCUUCAUGGCCAUGGAUGAGGCCAUAGGUGCAAGGCCUUCAAUUAGUCCUCCUGUCCUUGUUGCCUCAGCCUUGGCAAACCCCACAAUCCUCUUUGAUCCGGAGGCUGCUUCCUGCUCCUCUUCCUUCCCCCCCCCAAAUGUGGCUGAUGAUCCAGACCCCUCACCAUCACUGUCUGAGGCUGGAACCACCCAGCAGCCCCCCCCCAAAAAAAGAAAAGGUGCUAUGGGAGUGCUGGAGUGCCUAGAACGCGAGGCAGAAAAAGAGGACGAACGCCACAGAGAAAUAAUGCAGCACUCAGAUACAUUUCUAACCCUGUUCGAAAAAAUGGUCGACAAAAUGUGAUUUAUUUUUUCCCCCCCACCAUUGGCCAUUUCUAUGUUUGAUUAUUGAUGUUACUUAAAAGACUUGUUUUUGUUCGCUUGUAUUAUUUAUUUGGAAGACAAUAAACCUAAUUUAACGUACUGUCCUUCAUGUCUUCAAUAUUGUAUGGGAUAUAGUAAAUACAGGUAGACGGGUGAUGAAGGUGACAUUGCGUUUGCUUGAUUGUUAGAUGGCUACAUUGUUCUGUGUGGGUUUCAUAAUGUAGAAGGAAAAGUUUUGCACAAAGUAAUGUUGUGCACGGAACUAAAGUGUUUUUUCCAAAGUCUGAAGAUUAACCCUGAAUAUCAGCAUUUUAAAUAAAGAUAUGUCUGUGCGCUUCAUAGGUAUAAGGCAUUAAAAUAUACAUGACAUUUACGGUCUUAAUUGCUCAUGUCAAACCAUUUGCAGAGUUUCACUCAAAAACAAAAGUGAUUGUAUUAGA
Molecule: messenger RNA, 1741 nt
Organism: Gymnodraco acuticeps
Lineage: Eukaryota; Metazoa; Chordata; Actinopteri; Perciformes; Bathydraconidae
Exons: 4
Coding region: 727-1281 (184 amino acids)
Source: RefSeq, a predicted model, not a curated record